UCGUCAAGAGGGGGCGCUGACGCAACAAAGCAGACGUCUGUUGGUAAGACGCGAAGAAGACCUCCGACCGACCGUAUCCAAGGAGACCACUGACCCGAGCCGCCGCUCGCUGCGCAGUGCCGACAGGCAAAGAACAACGAGAUGUCAUUUUUAAUCGACUGGAUCUACAGGGGCUUUAGUAGUGUUUUACAGUUUUUAGGUCUGUACAAGAAGAAUGGGAAGCUGGUUUUCUUGGGCCUGGACAAUGCUGGUAAAACAACGCUGCUGCACAUGUUGAAAGAUGACCGACUCGGCCAACAUGUACCGACACUGCAUCCAACCUCUGAGGAGCUGACAAUUGGUGGCAUGACAUUUACUACAUUUGAUCUGGGAGGACACGUACAAGCACGGAGAGUGUGGAAGAACUACCUGCCGGCUGUGAACGGAGUCGUCUUCCUCGUAGACUGCGCAGAUCAUGACAGACUCCAAGAAUCCAAGACUGAACUCGAUGCCCUCCUAGGAGAUGAAACCAUAGGUAACGUGCCGGUGUUGGUGUUGGGUAAUAAGAUCGACCGUCCAGAGGCCAUCAGCGAAGAAGGACUCCGCGGAGCUUUUGCUCUUGAUGGUCAAGUCACAGGAAAGGGAAAUGUGUCUUUGAAGGAGCUGAGCAUUCGACCGCUGGAGAUCUUCAUGUGCAGCGUGUUAAAGAGACAAGGCUACGGGGAAGGUUUCAGAUGGUUAUCGCAGUACAUCGACUGACACUCUUGCGGGACUGAAGCGCCGACCGGGAGGGAUUCUUCUUGACAAAGAAUUUGUAUCUUUGCCAGCGAACGUCUCUUCGCCAAUGUCAAUCAGCCCAAAUUUCAAAAUCAUUUAUUCAGGGUUUAAAGGUUCCUAUGCAAACUUUUAAAAGCGGUUUGUGGUGAACUGUCCUACGUGUUCUAAGAGUUGAUGUGAGGGUUGUCCAAUUGCGUGGCAUGUUUAUUAGAUUACGUCAUAGCCGAUUACAGAACUGUACGUGUGCAGAAGACAUUGAAGACAGUUUUGCUUUAUUUAUUAUUCAAUAGCUUGAGAUAGAAUUUAUGCGGAAGUGAGAGAUGAAGUUUAAGGUGGUAACUAGAUUAUUGCUCUUCUGACAUCAGAUGGUCAGGUUCAGAUUUUAAAGCCGAUAAUUACACAAACAACUAAUUUAGUUUAUUUGAUCUAAUGGUUCGCAGCAACCGCCUUCAAAGAAUUUAGCCAAAGAGGUUCGCUAAUUACUUUUUUUUAGCAGGGAGAGAGAUUGAACUUCAACAAAAAGAUUUCUUCUAAUAACGCAAAUCCCCUUUAGGAGUGCUAAAAAAGGAGAAAACGUCCCACGAAUAAAGGCUGACACGAUGACGUAAACAAGUUGAGCAGCUGACUGAUGAGCGUGUUGUGAUUAAUGUGCUGCUCACUUUUCAGUGUCCUGGUGGAGAAUUGGCUUGUUUAUCUCCACUCUGACAUGUGUUGAGCCAAAGUGAAGGCAGCUAAGUUGAAGUGAGCUGGUCGGACCGAAAGAGAAAAAGAGUCUUUAUUAUCUCUUGACUUUGGGAGCUUCGUACAGAAUGUCUACGGCUUUGAGUGGCUGCCGUUGCUUUAUUAAAGCGCGGAGGCAGUGGGAAUGAGCUGCUCUUGAAAUGUCAGGGAAGCAAAAGAAGAAGGAACAACUGUACUGUGGCAGAGACUUCACUCCACUGCAUCUGACAGCAGGAAAGAUUAUACAUAGUCCUGAGUCUGUUCAUCUUUUCAAGAAAUAUUCACUGGUACUGCAUAAAACACAGUGUCUCAAAUCUCUGCACGGCUUUUGGUUCCAGUUUUACAAUUUUGAGUCAGCAACAUUUUAAAUGAGACAUAAGUUAGUGGCAAUUUUCAGGUUUUUUAAUAUUAGAGCCUAAUAUAUAUAUAUAUAU
Molecule: messenger RNA, 1910 nt
Organism: Scophthalmus maximus (turbot)
Lineage: Eukaryota; Metazoa; Chordata; Actinopteri; Pleuronectiformes; Scophthalmidae
Gene: sar1aa
Product: secretion associated, Ras related GTPase 1Aa
Exons: 7
Coding region: 142-738 (198 amino acids)
Biological process (GO): membrane organization; intracellular protein transport; endoplasmic reticulum to Golgi vesicle-mediated transport
Cellular component (GO): COPII vesicle coat; endoplasmic reticulum exit site
Molecular function (GO): GTPase activity; GTP binding
Source: RefSeq, a predicted model, not a curated record